Molecule: messenger RNA, 579 nt
Organism: Mesorhabditis belari
Lineage: Eukaryota; Metazoa; Nematoda; Chromadorea; Rhabditida; Rhabditidae
Source: the annotation of a GenBank genome assembly
AUGCUCGUCGAAACACGGACCCACCCGAGACCCCCAGAGCUGGCGCCAGAUCCAUCAGUAACUCGUGUAAUCCAUGAAAGACCUAUAUUCGCAAAUCCUGAGGGAGAUCCCUUUGAUGAUCCCCUUUAUCAACAAUAUAUUGAACGAAGCGAGAUGGGCGACGACGUCUUCGACCUUUCCACAUAUCCAUCACCUCGUCCCGCUUUUCAUACGCUCAAUUCGUAUCCUCAAAUGUCAUCAGCUCCCACUCUGCGAUGGUCGGAAGGGAUCUCUCAUCCCAAUGCCUCUCAAAUGGGCGUGUCGGCUGCUUCAUCUCUCGUUUGUCCCCUUUCUUCUCCAUCUCCAUUCCCUCUUCAACUCCAAUCCCUUCCCUCACCGACUCCUUCAUCAAUACCAUCAAUUCCAUCAAUUCAUUCACAACGAGACGAGCCUGUUCGUCGAUCUGUUCCCCCACCAAAUCAUCGAGCGAUGGCCAAUCGAAGACACACUGUAUGGUUUGUGCCUGGAUCAAGACGGCAAGGAUAUCUCUACUUCAAUCUCUUCAACUCAUUGCAUCACAUCGAAUCUCAAUCAUCGAAA